AUGACAGUGGCUACCGAAAAGACUCCUCACAAGAGUUCUUCGAUGUUUAAGUUGUUCAGCAACAAGCUGAGAGGUAACAACGACUCUACACCUGCCGCUGCUCCAGCACCCGUUCCAACUAAGAAGCUUACGAAAGCGCAUACCUCGGCCCACAUUUCCAGGAGCGCCUCCACCAACACCCCGCAUCCACUUAGAAAUGGUGUCACCGGUAUCCCCUCGGCCUCGCCGGCUCCCAGACAAAUGACCAGGAGAAGCACUGGUGUAACUCCAACUAUGGUGAAGUCUUCUAAGCAAUUGAGCACGCUCACUGCACACAACUCUAACCCCUUCAGGAACAAGAACGGGACGAUAUCGUCGGCGAGUCACACUCACAACGGGCCUACGAACUCACAGCAUAUGGUGUACAACCCAUAUGGGAUAAACAACAGGCCUACGGAGACGCAGUCGUCGGUGAGAGGGUCCUCUUACAGUAGGCAUGGGUCCGGCUCACACAUCUCGAGCGGGUCCGCCUCGUCUACCAACAACAACACAGACCUGAGCUUCUAUAUGCACGACGGUGAUAACAAGAUCAGGAUGCUGCCGUUGCCCAUCGCUGACCCCAACGAGUUUUUGCCGGACGAUAUCAAGCAAGUCAGCAUACACUUGUCUGACAAUUUCAGCUUCGAUAAGGACAACAAGACCAUCGGGUCCGGUGGGUCCAGUGAAGUGAGAAUCGUCAGAUCCAACUACCGCUCGAAAGAUGUUUACGCUUUGAAGAAGCUAAACAUGAUCUAUGAUGAGACGCCAGAAAAAUUCUACAAGAGAUGCUCGAAGGAGUUCAUCAUAGCCAAACAACUCAGUAAUAACAUUCAUAUAACAUCAACCUUCUAUUUGGUCAAGGUGCCUACGACUAUUUAUACUACCAGAGGUUGGGGCUUCAUCAUGGAAUUGGGUUCCAAGGACUUGUUCCAACUCAUGGAGAAGUCAGGAUGGAAAAACGUUCCCCUUCAUGAAAAAUUCUGCUUGUUCAAGCAAGUCGCACAAGGCGUCAAGUUUUGCCACGAUAACGGGAUCGCACACAGAGACUUGAAGCCAGAGAACGUGCUUUUGUCCAAAGACGGUGUCUGUAAACUAACAGAUUUCGGUAUCUCGGAUUGGUACCAUAAAGAGAACGAAGACGGAACCAUCGAGGUGAAACAGAAUGCAGGAAUGAUCGGCUCCCCACCAUACGCACCACCGGAGGUCAUGUACUGGGAUGCCAAAAAGAAAUACCCAACAUCAAUGCAGAAACCUUACGACCCUUUGAAACUAGACUGUUACUCACUCGGAAUAAUAUUUAUUACUUUAAUCAACAAUAUCAUACCUUUCUUCGAAUCCUGCAACAUGGACCCCAAGUUCAGAGAAUAUGAGAACUCUUACAACAACUUCAUACGGUACCAGAACAAGAACUUCAGACAAAAGGGCACUUACAAGCCCGGUCCCGGAAGUGAGUACAUGCUUGCGCGCAGAUUUAAGAAUGCCGAUGCGAGCAGAGUGGCUUGGAGGCUUGCUGACCCUGACCCUGAGACUCGUUAUACUAUGGAAGACUUAUUCAACGACCCAUGGUUUCAAUCGGUUGAGACCUGUGUUGACGUCAACGAUGUCAAUUUGGUAAGACACCCACAAAUUAAGAAGACGAGCUCAGAAGGUAUCAAUUUGGUCAAUGCAGCUGACGCACACCCGAUCCCCUCCCCCAUGGUAGGUACCGAUACCAACGGUGGCUUGCACUCCGACUCCGAAAACCCAGCUGGUACACAUACCACUGAAGAGUCAGUGGAGACACCCAAGCCAGCAAGCAUCAGAGAAUUGCACAAGCCUAGAUCAAUGGUUGAUAUCGCUGAGUCACCAAUGAAGAAAGCUGCAACUACGCCGCUGUUCACAUUAGACGAGGAGGCCAAAGAAGAACGUGAUCACGAACAAGAGACGAAUACUACUGCAGAGGCUGACAAUGAAAAAGCCCAGACAGUGCCGACCAGUGCUGUCGACACCAACGAAUUCGCAUCCAAAGAGAAUGCAACAACUACUGAUAACGACAAUGUAAAUACGAAAGCCACGACGGCCGAUCCUACUACGCAACAGGGUGCAGAGAUAACGGAAACGGGGUCAAUUGCCGGAUCCAUAUCGGCGUCCAUAUCGGCGUCCAUUACGGCAUCCAUGUCGGGCUCCGUUUCAGGAGCAGCUACGGCUCCUAUACCCAGAAGAGACCCAAGCAACAGAUCAAUACACUCUAAUGCAACAAGUACAGGAACUGCAGGCAGAAAGAAAAAGGUUGUGCACCACCACAUGGAAGUACCAGGUAGUGCAUUCCAGAUAUAG
This is a messenger RNA of Nakaseomyces glabratus, 2334 nucleotides long. Its product is annotated as serine/threonine-protein kinase. Lineage: Eukaryota; Fungi; Ascomycota; Saccharomycetes; Saccharomycetales; Saccharomycetaceae. Gene Ontology annotation, molecular function: ATP binding; protein serine/threonine kinase activity. Gene Ontology annotation, biological process: protein phosphorylation; mitotic DNA damage checkpoint signaling. The record is from RefSeq and is a predicted model, not a curated record. Gene Ontology annotation, cellular component: cytoplasm; nucleus.